This is a messenger RNA of Ziziphus jujuba (common jujube), 1349 nucleotides long. RefSeq names its product heavy metal-associated isoprenylated plant protein 9. The record is from RefSeq and is a predicted model, not a curated record. Bases 338 to 1297 code for a protein of 319 amino acids. Lineage: Eukaryota; Viridiplantae; Streptophyta; Magnoliopsida; Rosales; Rhamnaceae. The transcript is spliced from 5 exons. Gene Ontology annotation, molecular function: metal ion binding.
GCUCCACAGGUUUUUCCCCCCUCUCUCUCUUUUUUUGCUCCCUCUUGAGCUAGCCUUGGAGAUUGAAAAGAAGUCCAAAAGAAAUAAUAAACAAGAAGAGGUUCUUUCUUUGCAAUACUUGUAUAGUAGUGGCACUGCAUGUGCUCAGGAAUCACACAGUUUUGCUUUAUAUGUUAGCAACCCCACCGUCCAUCCUUUGCACUCUUUCUCUCCCAUUAUAUAAUAUAACUCCUCUUUCUUAUAUUUUCUUCAUCUUCUUCUUCUCCUUCUUAUUCUUCUUUCAUAAUUUUGUUGUUGUAAACUUGGAUUUUACAGUCACCACUAAUUGAAACAAACAAUGGGUGAAGAAGCUAAGCAAGAACAAGCUAAGGCAGAGGCUAAGCCAGAAGAGAAGAAGGAGGAGAAAACAGAGGAAGAGAAGAAAGAAGAGAAAACAGGGGAGAAGAAAGAAGAGAAACCAGAGGAGAAGGAAGAUCCUAAACCACCAUCUCCUUUUGUGUUGUUUGUGGACUUGCAUUGUGUUGGAUGUGCAAAGAAAAUUGAGAGGUCCAUUAUGACAAUCAGAGGAGUUGAAGGGGUGGUGAUAGAUAUGGCUAAGAAUGAAGUGACCAUAAAAGGCAUAAUUGAGCCUCAAGCAAUAUGCAAUAAAAUCAUGAAGAAGACCAAGAGAAGAGCCAAAGUCUUAUCCCCAUUGCCAGCAACUGAGGGUGAACCUAUUCCAGAAGUAGUAACUUCACAGGUUAGCGGAUUGGUUACUGUGGAACUCAAUAUUAACAUGCACUGUGAGGCUUGUGCACAGCAACUUAAGAAAAAGAUACUCAAAAUGAGAGGGGUUCAAACAGUCGAGACUGAGCUUGGUAGCGAGAAAGUGACAGUCACAGGAACCAUGGACGCAGAUAAGCUAGUAGCUUAUGUAUACAAACGCACCAAAAAGCAAGCCAAAAUAGUUCCACAACCAGAGCCAGAACCAAAGGCAGAGAAACCAGCUGCAGAAGAAGCAAAACCAGAAGAUAAAAAGGUGGAAGAACCAAAGAAAGAAGGGGAAGAAAAACCAACAGAGGAACCAAAGAAAGAAGAGGGUAAUGGUGGAGAAAGUGAGAAGAAAGAGAAAGCUGAGGAAAACAAAGAAGAAGAGGCUAAGAAAGAAGGAGGAGAAAAUGGAAACAGCAACACCAUCGACGAGGAAAAUAUGAAGAGGAUGAUGUAUAAUUAUCAGCCUCUAUAUGUGAUUGAACGUAUCCCACCAGCUCCACAGCUCUUCAGCGAUGAGAAUCCUAAUGCCUGUUGCAUUGUCUAAUAUGAUUAGACCCAAAAAAAAAAAAAAAAAAAAAAAAAAAAAAAUCCAAAAA